CAGCUCCUGGAGCGGCUGGCACUGGGCAGGAUGGGCAGGAGCAGGCAGGGAGCAGCCCCGGGAUGCACAGAGUCCUGUCCAUGGAUGUAACGCUCUCACCAAGGGACCCCCGAGCUCCCGGCCAGUUUGGAAACCCUGUUGCUGUCCCUGACGAUAAACAAGAAGAAGCAAAAAGCAGAUGGAAAGAAGGAAACUUUAAUGUCUACCUCAGCGACCUGAUCCCCGUGGAUCGAGCCAUUGCAGACACCAGGCCUGCCGGGUGCUCUGAGCAGCAGGUCCACGACGACCUCCCGAGCACCAGCAUCAUCAUGUGCUUUGUGGACGAGGUGUGGUCCGCGCUGCUGCGCUCGGUGCACAGCGUCCUCAGCCGCUCCCCUCCGCGCCUCGUCCAGGAGAUCAUUCUGGUGGAUGACUGCAGCACCAAGGAGUACCUGAAGGAGCAGCUGGACACGUACAUGUCGCAGUUCCCCAAGGUGAAGGUCCUGCACCUCCGGGAGCGGCACGGGCUGAUCCGGGCCAGGCUGGCGGGAGCUGAGAUCGCCAGAGGGGAUGUCCUGACGUUCCUGGACUCGCACGUGGAGUGCAACGUGGGCUGGCUGGAGCCGCUGCUGGACAGGGUCCGCCUGCGCCGCACCAAGGUGGCCUGUCCUGUCAUCGAGGUCAUCAGUGACAAGGACAUGAGUUACAUGACUGUGGACAACUUCCAGCGCGGGAUUUUCACCUGGCCAAUGAAUUUUGGAUGGAGGCAGAUUCCACAAGAGGUCAUCGAGAAAAAUAAAAUCAAGGAGACUGAUAUAAUAAGGUGCCCCGUCAUGGCAGGUGGCCUGUUCUCCAUCGAUAAGAAGUAUUUUUUUGAGUUGGGAAUGUACGACCCGGGACUGGAUGUCUGGGGAGGGGAGAAUAUGGAGCUUUCAUUCAAGGUCUGGAUGUGCGGAGGAGAGAUCGAGAUCGUUCCGUGCUCCAGGGUUGGGCACAUUUUCAGGAAUGACAAUCCUUACUCCUUCCCCAAAGACCGGGUGAGGACGGUGGAGAGGAACCUGGCCCGCGUGGCGGAGGUGUGGCUGGACGAGUACAAGGAGCUGUUCUACGGCCAUGCCUACCACCUGCUGCAGGGCGGCGUGGACGUGGGCGACCUGAGCCAGCAGAUCCAGCUGCGCAAGAAGCUCGGCUGCAAAACCUUCCGCUGGUACCUGCAGAACGUGUACCCGGACCUGGAGGCUCCCCUGGUGAAAGCCAGCGGGCUGCUCGUUAACGUGGCCCUGGCAGGGUGCAUCGCUGUGGAAGGCACCACCCUGGCUUUUGAGGAGUGUGAUGUUAACAGCACGCACCAGAAGUUCAACUACACGUGGCUGAGGCUGAUCCAGCACGGGGAGCUCUGCCUUGCCCCGUCGGGCGUGCUGGGAGCCGUGGGCCUGCGCCGCUGCCAGGGCAGGAGCCGCAGCCUGGGCUGGCUGCACCGCUCGCUGACCACUGCCCACCCGGGACUGACCGACCACCUGAUCUCGGAGCAGCAGCACCUCCCGCAGCCGGCGUGCCUGGCCGUGCACCCCUCGUACAGAGCCCUGCGGGUGACAGCCUGUGACCCCGCCAGCCCCCACCAGAAGUGGCACUUUGGCUCUUACCAUGCGGACUGAGCGCAGCCCAGCUGCACCAGGACUGCCCUGUGGGCUUGGCAAGGACAAUCCUGCGGCUGGCAGCAGCUCCAAGGUGGGAAAUGCAUUUCCAAUUGAUGGCUGGAGUGUGUGAUUUGAUACCAGCACCUCGAGGGAUGAGAGCACCCAGAGCACACAUCUGCUGUGACUGUGCCUGAGCACAUCUGAUCAUUUUCCCUCGCUGUAGGAGACUUUGGGAAAAACUUGUUUUCUGUAUUAUUAAAUGGAAAUAUUUUUUGAAGUUCCCA
Catharus ustulatus (Swainson's thrush) is the source of this 1900-nucleotide messenger RNA. It is a transcript of the gene GALNT5, whose product is annotated as polypeptide N-acetylgalactosaminyltransferase 5. The coding region runs from base 63 to 1634 and encodes 523 amino acids. NCBI's taxonomy places the organism in Eukaryota, Metazoa, Chordata, Aves, Passeriformes, Turdidae. The record is from RefSeq and is a predicted model, not a curated record. Gene Ontology annotation, cellular component: Golgi apparatus. The transcript is spliced from 11 exons.